CUUUACGGAAUAUUUAUAACGUUACGAUAACUUCAUCCAUUACUUACUUUAUUAUCUGCCUACAUUUUAGUAUUAAUAGUGUUAAUAGUUAUAAUAAAUCAAAAUUCUUAUAAAAUUAAAAUCAUAUGAACUAAUACGGAGCCUUUAGGUAGAAAUUAUUUCAUUAUUUCGUUUUCCGUAAAAUAGUAUGUUUUAAAUGUGAAUGUUCUUAAUAGUUUUCUCAUAUAAACAACUAUGGUUUCCCCAUUUCUAAAACAGUGUUUUGUGGUGUUGGGGGCCGCCACGUCUCUGAUGGGUCAUGGAGCAGCGUUCGGUUACACAGCUAUCCUGGUAGCACACUACACGGAUGACCAGGGAAAUAAAAUGGGCAAUGAUCACCUAUCGUGGAUAGGUUCUGUUUUUGGAAUAUCCAAAAUAUGCGGCUGUUUCAUAAUGCCAUCCACAAUGUCUAUGUUUGGUCGUCAAAAGACACAUCUCAUCACUGUAUUACCAAUGUUACUAAAUUGGUUAUUAUUUGUUUUUGGAAGAUCUGUUUCAAUUUUUAUAACAGCAAGACUUUUAUUCGGAAUAUCAGCCGGAAUGUAUGCGAGUAUGAACAGUAUGCUGAUAGCGGAAUAUACAGAUCCAGUCAAUCGUGGGGCCUUUUCGUCAAUAUCCUCGUUGGCAGUUGGCUUUGGCGUGAUAUGGGUUCAUGUUUGGGGAACUGUGGUAUCCUGGAGAACCACUGCAGCUGUAACUAUUGCCAUACCAGUGGCCACAGCUAUAAUUACAUGGUUCUCCCCAGAAACACCCAGUUGGCUGGUCUCUAAACAAAGAUACGGAGAAGCUAGGAAGGUAUUCACCUGGCUAAGAGGUGACGGUCCAAGACAACGAAAAGAAAUAGAGGACUUGAUUGAAAGUGACAAGUUAAAAAAAGAAACAUCAAAUUUAUCGAACGCGGAAUCUAAGACUUGUUUAACAAAACUGAGAAUGAUUAAAAAAUGUAUGCUUACGAGAGAAUUUUAUCAACCUAUUUUCAUAUGUGUACUUGUGGCAAUUAUAUUUGAAUUUAUAGGUGCUCAUUUUGUUGCAGCAUAUGGACAUUUGAUAUUAAAGUCACUUUUAAAUAAAAAUGAACCAAAGGAUGUAAGUUGGCAUCUUAAUUAUCUCGAUAUUCUAAGACCUGUAGUAAACUGUAUGGGAGUAAUUAUUUUGAAAAAAAUUAAAAGAAGGACUAUUCUUUUCACUACUGCAUUAAUGUCUAUAUUAUGUCUCCUAUUACUUUCUUCUUAUAUUUACACACGAAAUGCAUAUGGAUUCAAUCAAACACCUUUGUUAGAUAUAUUUGUAAUGAGUUUGAUGACGUUGUACACAGUAUCACACUACGCAGGAUAUUAUCCAUUGGCUUAUGUCCUUUUUGGCGAGGUAAUACCCUUGGAAUAUAGAGGAAUAGGUUCAUCAAUAGUUAUUUUUAGUUUAAGUAUAUGUUCAUUUACUGUUUUAAAAACAUGUCCGCAAAUGUAUUUUUCCAUCGGAGUUGAAGGAUCAUUUUUAGUUUUUACGGUUAUUAUCUCAGUUUGCUUGGUGAUUCUCUAUUACAUAUUGCCAGAAACAAAAGACCGGACUUUACUAGAUAUAGAAAAAGAAUUUAGAGACAAAAAAACUGAGAAACCACACCUAGAAGUUAAAGUGAGACUAAUGAAGCCUAAUUAAUGUUGACUCCAUCACCACAAAUUUUGUUUUUUACAAAUUAGAAUUUGUAAUAUGUUAGUCUUACUAUUUACGAAUCUACUAUGAAUGUCAUAUCUAGAAAUAGAUGUUUAAUAAAUUAACUAUAAUGUGUACCUUCUAUGUAUGCAUUAUGAUAUAAGUAAAGAGUGGAUUAUUUCUUCUUAUUUAUAACGUUUCAUUGAUUGUUAGGUACUUGAAUUUUAUUUUCAAACUUUUUAAAUAAUGUACGUAGUUACUUACUACAACAAUACGAUUACAAUAAUGUAUUCAUGGUUUGACAAAGAACACCUGUAAAAUAACUGCCUACUAUAUUAUUGUUCCCAUUAUGGAAUGUACAUACAUGUAUAUACCUUCAU
Messenger RNA from Plutella xylostella (diamondback moth), 2066 nucleotides. Its product is annotated as facilitated trehalose transporter Tret1. NCBI's taxonomy places the organism in Eukaryota, Metazoa, Arthropoda, Insecta, Lepidoptera, Plutellidae. Gene Ontology annotation, cellular component: membrane. Gene Ontology annotation, biological process: transmembrane transport. The record is from RefSeq and is a predicted model, not a curated record. Gene Ontology annotation, molecular function: transmembrane transporter activity.